AUGGGCAAACAGCCGGACACAUACUUCGCCUUUCUCCCGCUUGGAGCUCUCAUCCAGGAGUUUCGGGUCGCUGGAAGGAAUAUCGUCUUAGCUCUGCCUGAUGAAGAGGCGUACAGGAAGUACAAUGCGCCGUACUUUGGCAGCACCAUCGGCCGCACGACCAACCGGCUGAAGGACAGCGUUGUAAAGAAUUUGAACGAUAAGACAUACGUUAUUACCACAAAAGAAGGACCCAACUCUCUGCAUGGAGGCAAGGAAGGCUGGAAUUCUCGACUUUUCGAUGGUCCUAAGCCGGUGCACAGAAAGGGGCGCGAAUCUGUGGAGUUUAGGUACACGAGCAGGCAUGGGGAAGAGGGAUAUCCCGGUACAGUUGAGCUGCGAGUCUGGUACAUUGCAGGGAAGGAGGCUGGGAAAACGGAGCUGGAGAUUGAGUAUGAGGUCGAAUUUACGGGUUCAGAGUGUGAUGAGACGGUUGUGGGAGUUACAAACCACAGCUAUUUCAACUUGGGUGACGAUCCGACCAUCAGGGAUACAGAAGCAGUGCUGUCGACUGAUAAGUAUCUCCCGACGGAUUCGACGGGCAUCCCACUGGGGACCAUUGAGUCUUACGGUCCGCUGAGAGUCACAGAGCCCUUUAUGAUGGACGAGAAUAGUCCCGACUUUGACAAUUGCUUUAUCGUCGACACCAAUCCCGGGGACAUUCCACUAGACACCAGACCUAGAGAUCUCAUGCUCCUGGCCUCUUUCAAACAUCAAGAGUCAAAGAUGCACCUAGAAGUCCUCAGCACUGAGCCGGCCUUCCAGUUCUACACCGGCCAACACAUCAAUGUUCCGGCUGUAGGCAGGUAUCCAGCGCGCGGCCCUAGAUCGGGAUUCUGCAUUGAGCCCAGUCGAUAUAUAAAUGCACCCAAUGUCCCAGAAUGGCAGAAGAUGUGUUUGCUAAAAAGGGGUCAGAUAUGGGGUGCGAGAACGGUGUAUCGAUGCUGGAAAGGUUGA
Nannizzia gypsea CBS 118893 is the source of this 996-nucleotide messenger RNA. RefSeq names its product aldose 1-epimerase. The coding region runs from base 1 to 996 and encodes 331 amino acids. NCBI's taxonomy places the organism in Eukaryota, Fungi, Ascomycota, Eurotiomycetes, Onygenales, Arthrodermataceae. Gene Ontology annotation, biological process: glucose metabolic process; beta-D-galactose catabolic process via UDP-galactose, Leloir pathway. The record is from RefSeq and is a predicted model, not a curated record. The transcript has 2 exons. Gene Ontology annotation, molecular function: aldose 1-epimerase activity; carbohydrate binding.